AUGACAGGUACUAUAUCAGCGGCAAACACUACAUCAUCAACAAAUACUAUAUCAACGGCAAACACUACAUCAUCAGCAAAUACUACAUCAGUGGCAAACAUUACAUCAUCAACAAGUACUAUAUCAGCGGCAAACACUACAUCAUCAACAAAUACUAUAUCAACGGCAAAUACUACAUCAGCAGCAAAUACUACAUCAGUGGCAAACAUUACACCAUCAACAAGUACUAUAUCAGCGGCAAACACUACAUCAUCAGCAAGUACUACAUCAGUGGCUGGCAUAGCAUCCACAACAGCCAGUAUUACAUCAGCCAAUAUCUCAGCUGCGACAACAACAGAAACAACAGCCACAACAGAAACAACAACCACAACAGACACAACAACCACAACAGACACAACAACCACAACAACGACAACAACAACAACAGAAACAACAACUACAACAGAAACAACAACCACAACAGAAACAACAACCACAACAACAACUACAGAAACAACAACAACAACAACAACAACAACAACAACAACAACAACAACAACAACAACAACAACAACAACAACAACAACAACAACAACAACAACAAUAACAACAACAACAACAACAACAACAACUAAAACUACAACUACAGUAACGAGCACGACAAGUACAAGCACAACAACUAGUAUGGCAACACGUAAGUUAUAAUUACUCCGAAUCUUAUUAGUCAUUCGUUAUGUAUAUUGCAGCAUCGAAUUGCACAGCAGUCGGAGUAGGAAAUGCGAUGAAUCUGACUGCAAAUCAGCAAUCUGGUUGGACUCGAUAUCAAUACAACUUUACGGCGAAGAACACAUCGCAUAUCAUCAUGUUUGGAUUUGAAAGUACUAAUAAUCGUGAUUACCUUAUGGACUCAAUAUCUAUUGUUGCUCAAAAUGACUCAAGUAGGGAGUUGUUGAGAAAUCCAAGUUUUGAAAGCUCAGCCAUAACACCCGUAGAUUGGGUAUUAUUGUGCACAUCUACGUGUAAAAACAAUCCCACCUCGAUGGAAUCUGGUUCCAAGUGCCUUAACUCUACGGGUAUUUGCUAUACGGAUACCUGCAACGGUGGUAUCGACUUUAUCGCUCAAACAUUUGCGACAGUGACAGGCAACACAUAUACACUUUCGUUUUGGCUCAGCAUAAGUGGUCCCAGUAAAAAUACAGCCAAUAGAUUCUACGUUGAUAUUAUCUAGAUACUGUGUAUUGGGCGUGAGUGAGUGUAGGUUUUAGAUAAAUAGAAAUACGGAAACCCGUUACCCACAUUUCACUCACACCUGCAACCUCGUAUGAAACUUUAGAUGCGCGAAUAUAAUUUGUUACUAACGCUUCGUAAAUUUGAAUUAAUUCUUUGUGAAUGGAAUUUUCUUUGUAAUUGAGAAAACAUUUUUCAAUCUUUAUAUUUUAUUUUAACUCAAAAUGGUUAAAUAAAAAUCUUAUGAUAAUCAAAAAAACAAUUUUUUCAUCUUUUAAACAAAAUGGCAAUUUGCAACUAAAGCACUAGAUGUUGAAUCGAAAAUCUGCUUCCUUGGUGCUACAAUAAGCACAUCUUCUUCUUUUUCCUUUCACGGACAAACGUAUUUCAUUGUCAAAAUCAAGGACAAUUUUUUGUGAUGCUAGUUUCGACUUCUUUUCAGAAGAAGGUCUUCCACGACUCAUUCUUACAUUGUCGAAGCAGAGAGACUACGCCACUGGAACCAUGUAGUUUAAGUAUGUUAAUUUGUCCUGAGCUAAUUGAUUACAGCAAUUAAAUGAGUUGGAAAUAAAUACAUUUAGAAAAUAAAUAAAAAUUCGAAGCCAAUUUCUUUUUGACUUGCGAUCAAGCUUGUAGCAGGAUAUCCUUUGAUUGAGUUGAUCAACUCCAUGUACAAACUGAUUAAAAUCUGUUAUUGCUUUUGGACAGUUAAUUGUAAUACAUGACCAUUUUUCAACCGGCGAAAAAUCGGAACAACUUUGUUGCUUUUAUGAUAAUUUGAAGUCAAAAAAAUGUGUUUCGUAUCCAUCCAUAUGAAGAAAAUGCUGUUCAACAUAAUCAUUGAUUUGUAAUCCCCUCGUUCCAUUUUAUCUUUCUUGGCAAACUUUGACGGAAUACCUGCCAGAUCUGGUCUAAUCGAUCCACUGGCCUUUAUGUUCUGUAAUUUUAGCUUUUCUAAUAAAUCAAGAGAAGUGAAAAAGUUAUCGAAAUAUAGAUUUUUUUCUUCAAAAUUAUGACCACAAGUAAGAUCGAAAACAGCGCGUUCGUCCAAAGGCAUUUCUCUUUCACUAGUUUCUUCUUCUCCUAAAUAGAUUUGAUAGUUGAAUAAGUAACCAGCGAUUGAAUCACAUAAACACCAAACUUUAUACCCUCUUUUUAUUGGUUUUAGAGGCAAAUAUUGCUUGAGGCUUGAUUUUUCCUUGAAAGGACAAGUAUCGAUAAGGUCAUUUAUUCGCCCAAAAUAUUUUUGAAAAAAAAUUACAUAUUCGGAAUCAGCAUUGAAUUCUGAGUAAAAUGAAGUAUUUUUUUUCUAUCGAAAAAUGACUGUCAUUUUUGCCUGUAAUUUUUGCGCCUGUAGGGGACCCCAAGACUGUCGAAAACGUUUGUUUUAGAAUUUUCUGAAAUUAACCAUCAUCAGAUGCGGAAUUUGAUGCUGAUGCCAAAUAUCACAUUAAUAAUCAAAGACAAUGAAGAUUUCUCUGAGAAAAAGCUAUUCUACUGUAGAAUGUUAAUAGAAGGCUGGUUCCAGUUGUCGGCCUCAAGGGAUCUAGUAACGACACUACAAACCCUAAAUGCACUCAGUCAUGUGCGGAAUUAGUUUUCCAAGCAGAAUCAUGUAAAAGAAAGGAUUCAAAGCCAAGUUUUGAAAAGUUUUAGGGGCAAAUACUCGAAAAACCAGCAAAAACAGGGA
Molecule: messenger RNA, 2896 nt
Organism: Rotaria sp. Silwood2
Lineage: Eukaryota; Metazoa; Rotifera; Eurotatoria; Philodinida; Philodinidae
Source: the annotation of a GenBank genome assembly